AAAAGGAGCCUGGAGUAACUGCAGCCGGUGGGGCGGUGGGGAGAGGUGGAAAAGGAGCCUGCCCUCCUCUCCAGAUCCAUCGCCUAGCACCACGCCUGGGCGAAAGGGAUGGGAAGUACUGCCAUGGACACCAAGAAGAAAGAUGCCUCCAGCAGCAGCAGUAGGAAAAGCUCCAGCCAGAAGAAACUCACGUUGCGAGUGCACAUUCCCGAUCUCAGCUCGUUUGCCAUGCCCUUCUUGGAUGGUGAUGUGGAGAGCACAGACAAAAAUGCUUCUCGCAAGGUGGAAGAAAGCUACUCUACAGGCAGCCCUUCAAAAGGCCUUUUCUCAAAAGGGCUCCAGAACCGACCUUCCAGCCCUGUUUCUGCCCCUGUGAGGUCUAAACAUAGCCCCGGCUCACCCAAAACAGUGUUCCCCUUCCCAUACCAGGAGUCUCCCCCACGCUCCCCACGCCGAAUGAGCUUCAGUGGGAUCUUCAGGUCCUCCUCCAAAGAGUCCUCCCCCAAUUCUAACCCGUCUACCUCUCCUGGGGGCAUCAAGUUUUUCUGCAGAUCAAGAAAAACCUCUGGCCUCUCCUCUUCUCCAUCUACCCCAACACAAGUGACCAAGCAGCCCACAUUUCCUCUGGAAUCCUAUAAGCAUGAACCUGAGAGACUAGAAACACGGAUUCACUGUUCUUCACCUCCAGACACAGGGCAGAGAUUUUCUUUGCCUCCAUCCCAAAGUGCAGCCAAGCCUCCUAUAAUGACACCAGCUCCCUGUGCUACCUCAAAAACAGUAAGUAAAGCAUCGGCGAUCAGGCCCGUAACUGCCGGAGUCUUGGAAAACAUAAUGUUUUUACUUACAGCACUUGAAGAAUCGGAAAGUGACAUUUAUGUGCGAUUCAUGAGGUCACACAAGUGUUAUGACAUUGUUCCGACAAGCUCUAAGCUUGUUGUUUUCGACACUACGUUACAAGUAAAGAAAGCCUUCUUUGCCUUGGUGGCAAACGGUGUUAGAGCAGCUCCACUGUGGGAGAGUAAAAAACAGAGUUUUGUAGGGAUGUUAACAAUUACAGAUUUCAUUAACAUACUGCAUAGAUACUAUAAGUCUCCAAUGGUUCAGAUCUAUGAACUGGAGGAGCACAAAAUAGAAACCUGGAGGGAGCUUUAUUUACAAGAGACUUUUAAACCUUUAGUGAACAUCUCCCCAGAUGCAAGCCUUUUUGAUGCUGUAUAUUCAUUGAUCAAAAACAAAAUCCACAGAUUGCCGGUUAUAGAUCCUGUCAGUGGGAAUGCACUUUAUAUACUUACCCAUAAAAGAAUUCUCAAGUUCCUCCAGCUUUUUAUGUCAGAGAUGCCAAAGCCUGCCUUUAUGAAGAAGAAUUUGGAUGAACUUGGGAUAGGAACUUACCACAACAUUGCCUUCAUACAUCCAGACACUCCUAUCAUUAAAGCCUUGAAUAUAUUUGUAGAGAGAAGGAUAUCGGCAUUACCUGUUGUGGAUGAGUCAGGAAAAGUUGUAGAUAUUUAUUCCAAAUUUGAUGUAAUAAAUCUUGCUGCUGAAAAAACAUAUAAUAACCUAGAUAUCACAGUGACACAAGCCCUACAGCACCGUUCUCAGUAUUUUGAAGGUGUUGUAAAGUGUAGUAUGCUGGAAACACUGGAGACCAUUGUGGAUAGAAUAGUGAAGGCUGAGGUGCAUCGUUUGGUGGUAGUGAGCGAAGCAGAUAGCAUUGUGGGUAUCAUCUCCCUUUCUGACAUUCUACAAGCUUUGGUACUCACACCAGCAGGUGCCAAACAAAAGGAGAAUGAAAGUGAAUGACUGCUGUGAAUGUAUAAACGUUUGUAGGAGAACUUGAACAAAGUUUCUGGGUCAAGUUUGUCUCAAGAACAGUGACUGCAAUAGAACAGAGCAGAAUGGUUGAGAAUGUGUAUUGGGACUUAGUGAUGGAUGAUGAGUCUAUUCCCCCCAGUGAUGUCGCAGAAAAGCAGCAUGACAAAAGCUUAUGUUAAAAUGUAGGCUUGUAUUUCAAAAUGUCUUCAAAACAUUUGCUGGAAGACUUCACAUGAUGUCCUUCAUUAAAAUGCACUGUAUUCUGAAACUCUUUCAUUUUGUAUUUGACAGAAGUCACUGGUCAGCAAUGGAUAUAUGUGACAUAAGGCAAGUGUAUGGCAUAUUCAUAUCAUAGUGCCUUAUGUCAAAAUACAGCAAUAUGUCAUCACUGUUGCCCAUCACUGUCAAAGGAAGUAUUGUGCUAAACGAGACACUGUAUCUGAAUGUGAAAGUCUUUAAACCUAAAACCAAAUCAGUUUCAGUUCUCAUUAGAUUUGUCAUAAAAGCUGUAAUUUGAAUAUUGGUAGACUUCUUUAAAACUUUAAUGACAGUUUUGUGUUAAAUGUUGCAUUCUGAACUGAGAUGUAAAACGAGGCUGAUUUUGAAAAAACAGCUUUAUUUAUUUUUACUUUCAUGACAAUUUUUUACACAUCUUUGGUGGAUAGCUAAAAUUUCACCAUAUCCAUUAAUAAACUGUUGAUUGUUAUACAAACAAGCGGUAGAUUUUUCUCAUUAUUUAAAACUUUGGAGUUGCAGAAGCUGUGGCCUGUUGAUCAGUCCAUAUUACUUAAGUUGAAGAUUCCAGAAGCAUGCAUCAAAAGUGUUCUGUACUGUAAUACACAGGCACCAUGGAGGAAAUCAAGUGCCAGAGAACAAUGCUUUCCUCUGUAUUAAAGUAUAAAACGACGUUUGUAAGACUAAAAUGAACCUUUUUAUUGUAUAUGAUUUGUACAGAAGUGGAGGAGUGAGGAAAGCUGUGGGUUUUUCUGCUAAUGUAAAUGCACUGUAAAGUUUGAAAAUGAGAUUUUUUUUUUUUAUAAUUGUAGAUUCUUGUAGAUGGACGAAAUUAAACCCUACAACAUCA
Molecule: messenger RNA, 2899 nt
Organism: Struthio camelus australis
Lineage: Eukaryota; Metazoa; Chordata; Aves; Struthioniformes; Struthionidae
Source: RefSeq, a predicted model, not a curated record